AUGGCCGUCCCCGAUCCAUACCCGGCAUACCCGUGCACCGAACAAGUACCGCUGUACAACGCUGCGGCUGAGCAAAAGCCGCAACAUUGGCUCAAGGAGAAAAUGAAGGCCCCAACCAAUACUGUACUCGCUGGUUUUCUCAGUAGUUACGUCCGGUCGUAUGAUCAGCGCUCCCGUAUACCAUUCUGGUCGUUUGAGUGGUUAACGGAGGACAUGUUCGGCAAGGAGAACCGUAGCUCUAACUACCCCGUGGAUGAGGAACAGCACCCGUUCUUUCCAUGUGCAGAGAAGUCCACGUGCUACGAAACGUUCAUCAUGUCCAAUAUGGCUCCGCAGAUCGGGGCCGGAUUCAACCGCGGCAUCUGGAAAACCUUGGAAAACCACGUCCGGAGGUUGACUGGGACUUAUGCGAACGUGUACGUAUACACGGGCUCAUUGCUGGUGCCGGAGGUGCUCGAAAAUGGUGAGAGCCAAUUAAUCGUUCGAAUGAUUGGCAACAACAAGGUGGUCGUUCCGACGCACUUCUUCAAGUUUGGCCUUUUAGAGUGUGACGACGCAACAUACGAGCUUGAGUGCUUUUGCCUCCUGAACAUCGCCAUUGACUCGAAGAAAAGCAAGCUGGGGGACUUCCUAAUGGAUCCGGAACAAGUUCAACGCUACGCCGGCCAGCUGUUCUUCGGAAAGUUUCCUGCGGAUCAGAUCAACGCGUGUCAACGAUCAACGAUGUUUCUAGUUUUAAUCUAA
Molecule: messenger RNA, 744 nt
Organism: Culex pipiens pallens (northern house mosquito)
Lineage: Eukaryota; Metazoa; Arthropoda; Insecta; Diptera; Culicidae
Exons: 2
Coding region: 1-744 (247 amino acids)
Biological process (GO): apoptotic DNA fragmentation
Cellular component (GO): mitochondrial inner membrane; nucleus
Molecular function (GO): nucleic acid binding; RNA endonuclease activity; metal ion binding
Source: RefSeq, a predicted model, not a curated record